CUUCCUGUAUCUCUCAGAGACCAACGACAAACUCAGAGUUCUCUAUUGAAGACGUCAGGCUCAGAUACGACGAGGACAGAAUGGGGCAAGUCUUUCUCCUGCUGACCCUCCUGCUGGUCAGUGACCUGGUCAGGCCUGCAUCCGGCUCAGAGAACCAGCGUCUCUUCAGCAUCGCCGUCGACCGUGCGCAGAACCUGCACCUGCUGGCACAGAAGAUGUUCAACGACUUUGGCAGAGCUUUUUCGGAGGAGCAAAGACAGCGUCUCUUCCUACAAGACAUCUGUAACGUCAGCCCUGUCAACAAGCAGGAAGUGCAGAUUAGCUCUGUGCAGAAGCUGCUCCACAUCUCGUUCCGUCUGGUGGAGUCAUGGGAGUAUCCUAGCCAGACUCUCAGCAGCUCCCUGACCCUCAGUCGCUUCAGUGAGAUCCCUCUGAAACUCACCGACCUGAAGAUAGGCAUCGACACCAUUCUCAGGGGUACCCAAGACGGGAUCCCCAGCCUAGAGGACAACGAGGCACAGCAGCUGCCCCCCUACGAGAACUACUACCAGAACCUCGGGGGCGACGACAACAUCCGCAGGAGCUACGAGCUGCUGGCCUGCUUCAAGAAGGACAUGCACAAGGUAGAGACGUAUCUGUACAUGGCAAAGUAUAAAACUUCCCUGGAGGCCAACUUCUAAACUCUGAUUGGUCCUGGUCCUGGGUCACGUUACCUUAAUCACAAUAAAACCUUGUUGCAAAAC
Molecule: messenger RNA, 743 nt
Organism: Hypomesus transpacificus
Lineage: Eukaryota; Metazoa; Chordata; Actinopteri; Osmeriformes; Osmeridae
Product: somatotropin-like
Exons: 6
Coding region: 81-680 (199 amino acids)
Biological process (GO): positive regulation of growth; positive regulation of tyrosine phosphorylation of STAT protein; response to nutrient levels
Cellular component (GO): extracellular region
Molecular function (GO): growth hormone receptor binding; growth hormone activity
Source: RefSeq, a predicted model, not a curated record